CGGAGCGGCGCGCGGGGCCGAGCCAUGAGGGGGCUGGCGCGGCCGGCGCUGAGGGCGCGAUGGUGCCGCUCGCUCUGGGCGCUGCCCGCAAGGGCCGCCGCCAGCAGCGCCGCUUCGCCUUCUCCUCCUCCAGCGGCGGGCUCGGGCGCGCUGAACCCGUUCGACCGCCGGCUGAAGCGGAAGCAGAAGAACUGGGCGGCGCUGCAGGCCGAGCCCGCCAAGUGCGAUUACCUGCGGGAGGAGGUCGGCGGCAGGAUCGCGGACCGGGUGUUUGACAUCACCAGAACGUUUCCUCUGGCUUUGGACGUUGGCUCUGGAAGAGGUUACAUAGCUCAGCACUUAACCAAGGAAACAGUUGAAAAACUUAUUCAAGUUGAUAUCGCAGAGAAUGCUUUAAAAAAUGCUGUAGAAUCUGAAAUCCCGACGGUCAGGGUGGUAGCUGAUGAGGAAUUCCUUCCUUUCAAAGAAGAUACCUUUGAUCUUGUUGUCAGCAGCUUAAGUUUGCAUUGGGUGAAUGACCUUCCUAAAGCUUUCAAAGAGAUCCACCAGGUGCUGAAGCCCGACGGAGUGUUCAUCGGAGCCAUGUUUGGGGGGGACACUCUGUACGAGCUGCGCUGCUCCCUGCAGCUGGCAGAGCUGGAGAGGGAAGGGGGCUUCUCUCCUCACGUGUCACCCUUCACUGCUGUCGCCGAUCUGGGACAUCUGCUCUCCAGGGCUGGCUUUAACACCCUCACUGUGGAUACUGAUGAAAUCCAAGUGAACUACCCAGGGUUAUUUGAGGUUAUGGAAGACUUACAAGGUAUGGGGGAGAGUAAUUGCUCUUGGAAUAGAAAACCUCUGUUACACAGGGAGACGAUGCUGGCAGCUGCUGCAAUAUACCAAGAAAUGUAUGGAAACAGCAAUGGCUCUGUACCUGCCACCUUUCAGAUCUACUACAUGAUUGGCUGGAAAUACCAUGAGUCACAGGCAAAACCAGCCCAGCGAGGUUCUGCAACAGUUUCAUUUGGAGAUCUGGCAAAAAUAGAAGGACUUCUUAAAAAAGGAAAAAAAUAGUUGUUCUUCGGAAAUAAUAAUUGUCCUGAAACUUCUAUAAAAGUUUUAAUUGCAGACAGUCCUCACUUGUGCUUAUUUAGUGAUGACAUCCUGAAAUGAUAAUAAAGUAUGUGCAAUAGGGUUUUUUUACCGUGCCACAGCA
Motacilla alba alba is the source of this 1195-nucleotide messenger RNA. It is a transcript of the gene NDUFAF5, whose product is annotated as NADH:ubiquinone oxidoreductase complex assembly factor 5. Gene Ontology annotation, cellular component: mitochondrion. Gene Ontology annotation, molecular function: S-adenosylmethionine-dependent methyltransferase activity. The record is from RefSeq and is a predicted model, not a curated record. NCBI's taxonomy places the organism in Eukaryota, Metazoa, Chordata, Aves, Passeriformes, Motacillidae. Gene Ontology annotation, biological process: mitochondrial respiratory chain complex I assembly. Bases 25 to 1053 code for a protein of 342 amino acids. The transcript is spliced from 11 exons.